Microbotryum saponariae is the source of this 480-nucleotide messenger RNA. NCBI's taxonomy places the organism in Eukaryota, Fungi, Basidiomycota, Microbotryomycetes, Microbotryales, Microbotryaceae. The record is from the annotation of a GenBank genome assembly.
AUGCACCCCCCUUUGGCAGAACACCAGCAUCAAGGCAAGCGCCCAACCCCAACCCCAACCCCAACCCCCCCGCAACGCACUCGACUCCGCAUAGUCAUACUGACUCCGCACACUGACUCGGCACCGACCGACGACUCCCUCCCGCAGGCUGCGCCGACUUCAUCGAAGCGAUCAAGCACUGCCACGACCAACACUCGAUCCUCAAAUUCAUCGGCUAUUGCAACGACCACAAGACCGCCUUGAACCUGUGUCUCGGGAAGGAGGUCCGUCCGGGCUCAUCUCACGAGAUGGGGAUGCCAAGACAGCGUGCAGUGCAGGGGUCCCAGCUGACCCUGCUGCUGCUCACCGCGCUCACCGCGCUCAUCGUACGGUGUGCAUCUGUUGCAGAGGACGGACCGAGCGAUCGAGAAUCGACAACAAGCCAAAGCCAAACGACAGCUCAUACAAGCCCGAUGGGACCAGAUCGAACGAGAGUCAUGA